UGUCACGUAGACCGACCGCCGGAGGCUACUUAAGAUCAGCUGCUGGCCGUCCGUGUGUUCACUCGCUGAAGAGGUGCAUGCUGGGAAAUAUAUACGAAGAAACAUGCAGGCGAUAUUUGCAAAAAACGGUCUGGAGACUCCGGAGCCGGUGAAGGCUUCAGUGAAAGGGAACAUCCCGUCCUGGCUGCAGGGAACGCUGCUGAGGAACGGACCGGGGCUGUUCUCCGUGGGCGGCUCCGAGUACAACCACUGGUUCGACGGCAUGUCGCUCCUCCACAGCUUCACCUUCAGCGGCGGUGAGGUGACGUACCGGAGUAAGUUCCUGAAGAGUGAGACGUACAAAAGGAACAUCAAGGCCGACAGGAUCGUCGUCUCCGAGUUUGGAACCAUGAUCUACCCGGAUCCCUGCAAAAACAUCUUCUCCAGGGCGUUCACGCACCUCAGCAACGUCAUCCCCGACUUCACCGACAACAACCUGAUCAACAUCAUCCGGUACGGUCAGGACUACUACGCCUCCUCCGAGGUCAACUACAUGAACCAGAUCGAUCCCGUUACCCUGGAGACCGUCGGCAGGAUCAACUACAGGAACCACAUCGCCCUGAACCUGGCGACGGCUCACCCUCACUACGACGGCGAGGGCAACACCUACAACAUGGGCACCGCCAUCAUGAGCUUCGGCCUGCCCAAAUACGUCAUCUUCAAAGUCCCGGCCGAUGCUUCGGAUAAAGAGCACAAGAAGCCGGCGCUGAGGAAGGUCCAGCAGGUCUGUUCCAUCCCGUUCCGGUCCACUCUGUUCCCGAGCUACUUCCACAGCUUCGGCAUGACCCAGGACUACAUCGUGUUCGUGGAGCAGCCGUUCAAACUGGACAUCGUCCGGCUGGCCACCGCCUACUUCAGAGGGGUCAACUGGGGGAGCUGCCUCAAGUUCGACAAGGACGACACCACCUUGUUCCACCUUAUCAACAGAAAGACAGGAAAUGCCGUGUCCACCCGUUUCUACGGCGACGCCAUGGUGGUCUUCCACCACAUCAACGCGUACGAGGCCGACGGCCACGUGGUGUUCGACCUGAUCAGCUACAAGAACAGCAACCUGUACGAGAUGUUCUACAUCCAGAACAUGAAGCAGGACAACAGCAGCUUCAUCCAGUCCAACAAAAGCUUCUCGCUGCCGGUCUGCCAGCGGUUCGUCCUGCCGCUCAACGUCAACAAGGACUCUCCCAGAGGAUCCAACCUGGUGACUCUGACGGACACGACGGCCCAGGCGAUGAUGCAGGAGGACGGCUCCGUCUACUGCCAGCCGGACAUCCUGUUUGAAGGUCUGGAGCUGCCGGGGAUCAACUACAACUUCAACACAAAGAAGUACCGAUACUUCUACGGAUCCAGAAUGGAGUGGUCGCCUCAUCCCAACAAGAUGGCCAAGUUUGACAUCGUCACCAGGGAACACAUUGAGUGGCAAGAGGAGAACUGCUACCCCUCAGAGCCGGUGUUUGUUGCGUCUCCGGGCGCCGUGGAGGAAGACGAUGGCGUGAUCUUAUCGUCCGUCAUCUCUCCGGAUCCCGACAUCUCUCCGUUCAUGCUCGUCCUCGACGCCAAAACCUUCCAGGAGAUCGCACGAGCCUCCAUCCCCGCCAACGUCCACAUGGACCUUCACGGAUAUUUCAUCCCCGCCGCCGCCACCACCGCCGCCGUCUGACGGCCGAACACACCGACUGGAUUCGUUACAUUAGACACUUUGUUUAAUUUAUCUUUUUGUAAAAAAUAAGUGCAUAAAUAAAUGUGUGUAAAUACAUAAAUCAGUUUGAAUAAUG
Molecule: messenger RNA, 1808 nt
Organism: Sebastes umbrosus (honeycomb rockfish)
Lineage: Eukaryota; Metazoa; Chordata; Actinopteri; Perciformes; Sebastidae
Gene: bco1l
Product: beta-carotene oxygenase 1, like
Exons: 11
Coding region: 104-1693 (529 amino acids)
Biological process (GO): carotene catabolic process; retinal metabolic process
Molecular function (GO): beta-carotene 15,15'-dioxygenase activity; carotenoid dioxygenase activity
Source: RefSeq, a predicted model, not a curated record